ACCAAGAAAAAAUAGAAGAAAAAUCCUUUUGCAUCUGGUCGUAGUGGAAAAGAUCAUUGGGAUAAUAUUUUCCCAAUUUCUUUGCUAAAAUCUCGUGAAAUUUCGUUCGUUUCAAAUGAAUUAACAUUCGGUGGAUAGUAAUCUCAGCUGGAGUGCAUCGGAAUCAUGGGAAAAAGGUGGCAGCUGAAGACGAUUUUGGCGGUGGCUUUGCUGCAAUGCUGCGCGGUGCAGAGUUUCUACGUUCCCGGAGUGGCCCCGGUCGAGUUCCGGAAGGGCCAGAAGAUUGACGUCAAGGCGGUCAAGAUGACCAGCACUCACACUCAGCUACCGUACGAGUAUUACUCGUUGCAGUUUUGCUUGCCGAAGAAUGGAACCCUGGUGUACAAAAGUGAGAAUCUCGGUGAGGUCCUGCGGGGAGAUCGGAUCGUCAAUACGCCGUACGAGGUCCGGAUGGCGGAAGAUGUGCGGUGUAAGCUGUUGUGCAAUAGCAGGGAUAGGCCGCUGAACUGGGACCGAGAGCAGUCGGAGAAGGUGGCCGAACGGAUUCGACACGAGUACUUUGUGCAUUUGAUCGUAGAUAACUUGCCAGUAGCUACCAAAUUUGUGAAUCCGGACACAAACGAGCAGCAGUUUGAACACGGAUACCGUCUGGGUCUUAUGGACGGCAAUAACGUGUACAUUAACAAUCAUCUGAAGUUCCGAUUGUUUUAUCAUAUGCACAGCGAGAAUCAAUAUCGAGUGGUCGGUUUCGAGGUGGAAACCCUUUCGAUUCACAAGGAUCAACUCAGCUUCGAAGGCGAUACGUGCAGUUUCCCGGAGAGUCCCCGACCACAGCCCGUUUCGGUGCAUGCUGGCCAUACGCAGCUGUUCUUCACUUACUCGGUCGAGUGGAAGGAAUCAUCGGUGAAAUGGGCCUCCCGAUGGGAUAUCUAUCUCGGCAUGAACGAUGUGCAGAUCCAUUGGUUCAGCAUUAUCAACUCGUUGGUGGUGGUGUUCUUCCUCUCCGGUAUUCUUACAAUGAUUAUGGUGCGAACACUCCGACGAGACAUCGCUAAAUAUAACACAGACGACAGCGUCAACAUCGAGGAUACGCUGGAGGAAACCGGUUGGAAGUUGGUACAUGGGGAUGUUUUCCGCCCUCCUCGGCAUCCAAGACUGUUUGCCGCCGUCAUUGGUAGCGGAAUCCAGAUUUUCUUCAUGGCUAUGAUCACGAUCAUUAUCGCCAUGCUGGGAAUGCUGUCUCCAUCGUCGCGAGGUGCCCUGAUGACGGCUGGAAUCAUGCUGUACGUGUUCAUGGGUUUGAUCGCUGGCUAUUUCUCCGCCCGAUUGUACAAAACCAUGAAGGGACGAAAUUGGGAGCGAGCAGCCUUCCUGACGGCGACUUUGUUCCCCGGACUCGUGUUCGGCACUUGCUUCAUUUUAAACUUCUUCAUCUGGGAUCGCAAUUCGAGUGGUGCCGUUCCGUUCGGCACAAUGGUGGCACUUUUGUGUUUAUGGUUUGGAAUCUCAUUGCCCCUGGUGUACCUAGGAUAUUACUUUGGAUUUAGAAAGCAAGCCUACCAGCAUCCGGUUCGAACCAAUAUGAUUCCUCGGCAGAUUCCGCACCAGCACUGGUACAUGAAUCUGGGACUCUGCGUGCUGAUGGCCGGUAUUCUGCCAUUCGGGGCCGUUUUCAUCGAAUUGUUCUUCAUCUUUUCGGCCAUCUGGCAGAACCAGUUUUACUACCUCUUCGGUUUUCUGUUCCUUGUGUUCUGCAUAUUGGUGGUAAGCUGUGGCCAAAUUUCGAUAGUAAUGACGUACUUCCAGUUGUGCGCUGAGGACUAUCGCUGGUGGUGGCGAAGUUUCAUCGUGUCAGGCGGCUCAGCUGUGUACAUUCUUUUCUACAGCAUAUUCUACUUCUUCACCAAACUCGAGAUUACGGAAUUCAUUCCAACGUUGCUGUAUCUAGGGUACACCGGUCUGAUGGUGAUCACAUUCUACAUCCUAACGGGAACAAUCGGAUUCUUCGCUGCGUACAGCUUUAUCCGUAAGAUUUAUGGCGCCGUGAAGAUUGACUAAAUGGUUGCUGCCAGCGGGGCACCCUUGAGCUAUUAACAUUAACGAUCGAUAAUCGAUGUGCGUGAGUGUGUGCAUUACGAAUGUGUGAUAAAAAAAAAUAAUUGAUUUUAAGACUGUCCGAACCGAGCGACUGAGAGCGAGCGUCUUUAUGUUAAGGGAAUGAGUGCAACUGCGAUUAGUUUUGUUCUUUUUAAAUUGAGCGAUCAUUUUCCCACUGAAUCAUUUUAAUCCUUUCGCCAAAUCACUGCUUCUCGAUGAUGUAACCGAGCAAAAAUUGAAUGUCGUACCUAAACUAUAACUAAGCAACAGAGUGCAGAAUCGCUCGGUGAUCAACAAGUGACUUUAAGUUUUAGAUGUGGUUGUUCUAGCGAGAUCCAAUGACAAAGCAGCAGACAGCGUCGGAAAGAAUGCAAUCACUAGAGGGCAGGAAUUGCAUUCAGUUCAUGUGUAAGAACGUCUCAACUACAAAAGUGAAAAAAACAUUGGAUAUAAAUUCUUAAAUCUACUAAUGAGAA
Messenger RNA from Aedes aegypti (yellow fever mosquito), 2573 nucleotides. Its product is annotated as transmembrane 9 superfamily member 4. The coding region runs from base 166 to 2058 and encodes 630 amino acids. The transcript is spliced from 8 exons. NCBI's taxonomy places the organism in Eukaryota, Metazoa, Arthropoda, Insecta, Diptera, Culicidae. The record is from RefSeq and is a predicted model, not a curated record. Gene Ontology annotation, cellular component: membrane. Gene Ontology annotation, biological process: protein localization to membrane.